AUGGAAGGCUCCUCGGAGACCAAGUCUGAAAUCGUGAGAAGCGGAGUCAACGAGAAGACACUUUUUCCGCAACAGCGAGGUCGUGUCGCCGGUUUUAUUGCCCGGAAUAAGAAGAAAGUCAUCGCAAUGGGGGUUGUGCUGUUGUUAUUGCCUUUGUUGGGCUUGAUUGCCCUGCGGAAUCAUCAUGCCAGGGCCGACUAUUCGAGUCCGGGCGUCUUCCCUUCACGUGAGUUCAAGGCGCAUCUUAAGAAGGUCGUCGAUGAGAUUGGUUUGGGCUGAUGCCGUCGCAGCACAAGGCUAUGGCGCCGGAAACUGGAGCGACGCAUACCAGAAGGCCAAUGCCAUGGUGUCGAAGAUGACGCUCGAAGAAAUGAACAAUAUCACGAUCGGUUACCAGACCACCACUGGCUGUGUUGGCAUGUCUGGAUCUGCGCCCAACGUCGGCUUUCCUGGUUUCUGUCUGCACGAUGCUGGAAAUGGUGUUCGCGACACGGAUGGCGUGAAUGCGUAUGCUUCGGGAGUCCAUGUUGGAGCUUCUUGGAAUGCUUCUUUGGCUUACGACCGUGCUGUUUUCAUGGGAGCCGAAUUCAAGAAGAAGGGCGUGAAUGUUGCACUGGGUCCUGUCGUGGGCCCGAUUGGGCGCGUGGCGGAAGGAGGGCGAAACUGGGAGGGUUUCGCUGCGGAUCCGUACUUGGAUGGUAUUCUUGGCGCUCAGUCAAUCAGAGGCUUGCAGCAGAAUGUCAUUGCUAGUAUAAAGCAUUUCGUCGGCUAUGAACAGGAGACCAACCGCAAUCCGAUCUCGGACGGUGACGAGCACGUCAUGAGCGUGAGCUCCAACAUCGACGACCGCACGAUGCACGAGCUCUACCUUUGGCCUUUUCAAGACGCGGUGCAUGCUGGCGUCGGAUGUGUCAUGUGCAGCUACAGUGAGUACUAAAGCGGAUGGAGGUCGAGUCUCUACAUGCUAAUGUGGUCUCCAGAUCGGAUCAACAACACAUAUGCGUGCGAAAAUAGCAAGACCAUGAACGGAAUCUUGAAGGGUGAAUUGAACUUCCAAGGGUUUGUUGUAUCGGAUUGGGCUGGCCAGCACUCAGGCCUGCCUUCUGCACAAUCAGGUCUGGACAUGGCAAUGCCAACCAGCCAGUACUGGGACGACGACGCGUUGGCCAAAGCUGUCAAUGACGGCUCACUGAACAAGACCCGGCUGGUCGACAUGGCCACCCGAAUCGUCGCUACCUGGUAUUACUCGGGCCAAGAUGGGCCAGACUACCCGGAAAUCGGUGUGGGCUUGCCAAUUGACCUCCUCAAGUCGCACAAGUAUGUCGACGCCAAAGAUCCGGCGUCAAAGGGCUCUCUGCUUGAUCAAGCCAUCCAAGGACACGUCUUGGUCAAGAACGACAACGGAGCAUUGCCUCUGAAGAAGCCGAGCCGCUUGUCAGUGUUUGGAUACGAUGCCGUUGCACAGCUUACAUUCAACCCUGGACAGAACGACUUUACGCAGAACUGGGAGGCGCUCGGCUUACAGCAGCCACAGACUGCUGAGAUUGCCUCCAACAAGCCCGUCUUGAACGCGCCUCAGAUCUCAAUGGGGACCCUGAUCGUUGGUGGUGGCAGCGCCUCCAACACACCUGCGUACAUCAGCACCCCUUACGACGCCCUCCAAAUUCAAGCAUACAACGACGAUACGUCGAUGUUCUUCGACUUCUCGUCCGACGAGCCAAGUGUCGCCGCAGGAUCUGAUGCAUGUCUCGUGUUCAUCAACGAAUACUCGUCGGAAACGUGGGAUCGACCGGGCCUUGCGGAUGAGAAUUCGGAUAAUCUCGUCGAGAGCGUUGCAAGGCAAUGCAAUAACACCAUCGUGGUCAUACACAACGCUGGUAUCCGUCUGGUUGAUAAGUGGAUCGACAACAGCAACGUGACCGCCGUCAUCUUUGCCCACUUACCCGGACAAGACGCCGGAAGAUCCAUCGUUCAGCUACUCUACGGCCAAGCAAGCCCCAGCGGCAGACUGCCAUACACCGUGGCCAAGAAACCCUCUGACUACGGCGCCCUCCAGAGCCCCUGCAACAGCGGCGGCAAUUCGCCCCAAUGCGCCUUCGACGAAGGCGUCAACAUCGACUACCGCAGUUUCCUGGCACGAGGCAUCGAACCGCGAUUCGCUUUCGGCUACGGCCUCACCUACAGCUCUUUCGACUACUCCGCUCUCCAGAUCGCCGUGAACGCCACUUCCACCGCCGGCGCCCGGAGCACCGCCGGCGUCUACGCCAACGGCACCACGGACCAAAACGCCCAUAGCAACGACGUCGGACUCGGUGGUUUACUCUCCCUCUUCGAAAGCAUGGGCUCCAUCUCCGCCACCGUCACCAACAACGGCUCCCUCGCCGCUGCCGAAGUCGCCCAGCUCUACCUCCAAAUCCCCGCCCCGCCGCCGCAGAGCAGCAAUUCCAACACCCCCAACACCACCCCGAAUACGAGGACUCUGCGGGGUUUUCAGAAGAUUGCUCUCAAUCCGGGGGAGGGGAGUGAGGUGGUUUUCCCGCUCAGGAGGAAGGAUCUCUCGUACUGGGAUUCGGGGAACCAGACGUGGAUCACGCCCUCGGGGGUGUUUCAGGUUUUUGUCGGCAGGAGUGUUCUGGAUGUCCCGUUGCAGGGGACUUUUUCGUUGUAUUGA
Molecule: messenger RNA, 2671 nt
Organism: Lecanosticta acicola
Lineage: Eukaryota; Fungi; Ascomycota; Dothideomycetes; Mycosphaerellales; Mycosphaerellaceae
Source: the annotation of a GenBank genome assembly